GCCGCUUCUCUUCAACCUCCUCCUCCUCCUCCUCAUCAUCAUCUCCUCUUCCAUCUCCUCCUCCUCCUCCUUCUUGUCCUCCUCUCUUCUCCUCUUCUCUUCUUCUCGCCUCUCUCUCUCCUGUCUCCUCCUCCCUCCUCCUCCUCCUCUUCUCUCUCGACAUCUUCCCAUCUUUGUUAAUAUCUCUUCGCAUCCUCACUCUCCCUCCUCUUCUCUCUUUACUCCUCUACCCCCAUCCUCUUAACUCGCCUGCUCACGUUGAUCGUAAAAGUAGCAGCGAUAACCACGACACCUCCUCACGUUCAAUCUAUCCAUCACCUCUAUACUGCUCUACACCCCUCCUCCUCGUCUUCAUCGACCAUCAUGUUCGCCUCGCCGUGCUCCCCUCCCCUCUCGGCCGAGCUCGUCUCGUCCUACCCCUCCGGCACGCCACGCUUCACCCCCGCCUCGCCCGUCUUCGAGGACCGCGUCCACCCGGCCUCCCUCGACCUCUGUGGCGAGCACGACCCUCGGCUCCUCGAGUUCAUCCGCUCUGAUGUCUCGCACGAGCUCAUCGAGUUCUUGUCGCGCACCACGACCUCUAUCAUUGCCAGCUCGACCUCGAUUGACCCAAAGACGAUCCAGCGCACCGACGGCAACUUCCCUUCCCUGACUACCUUCAUCGCCGUCGUCUGCGAGCAGAGCAACGUCCAGGUGUCGACGCUCAUCGCUACCAUUGUCUACCUCGAGCGCCUUCGCACUCGCCUCCCGCGCGUCGCAAAGGGUCUUCCCUGCACCCGCCACCGCGUUUUCCUCGCAACCCUCAUCUGCGCCGCAAAGUAUCUUAACGACUCGUCGCCAAAGAACAAGCACUGGUGCCGCUACGCGCAGAUGUUCUCGCAGGCCGAGGUCAACCUUAUGGAGAAGCAGCUCCUGUUCCUCCUCGACUACAACCUCGCUAUCACCGAGGACGAAGUCGUCCGCUGCUCGGAGCAUUUCCUCUCGCGCUACACUUUCGAGAUCCCAGAGCCCGAGCUUCCGCCUACUCCUGUCUCGGCUUGCUCUCUCCCGGUCACCCCGCGCCUUCCCUCUGGGCACAUCCUUGCUCCAGAGGCCGCUGUCGCCCACAAGUCGUCUGCUUACGAGCAUUACGACGAGGCUCCCGGUCUCGACCGGUCCGACUCGACCUCGUCGUUCGGGUCAGAAGGGCCACGGACACCGCGCUCGACCGAGAGCUCGCCCUCUCCCGAACUCGUCUCGGCCGCUCGCAUCUCGCGUGCGGUCGUCGCUGCAGUACACCUGCAGCGCCCUUUGCCUGCCGCCCUCGCCUACGAGAAGCGAUCGCACAGCGCCAUCCAAAUUGCCGACCCCUCCGAGUCUCCUCUCUCUGCCGCAGCAAGCGCUGGCGCCGCUGCCAAGGAGACGCGUGACUCGAUUGUGAGGAGGCUCUUUGGGCGGCGCCGUGAAGACUACACUGUGGCAUGAGGCUGGGAACGAUCGGCAUGGAACCCAGUCUGGUGACUUUGUUCCAUCAUUCCCCAUCCCCAACCGGCAUCUUCCUAAUGUGAAACCACCGCGGACUUCACCCGCUGUGGCACGACCCGGGGCCUUGGAGCUGGUCUCCUUGUCCCCUCACUCCUGCUCGCACACUCAACAUCACAUUGCAUUGUACCACUACCAUCUAGUGAAUCUGUAGCGGCAUGACUGUGUCUAUGCUAUGCGCUGAAAUGACCCGCAGCUAGGAG
This is a messenger RNA of Cutaneotrichosporon oleaginosum, 1724 nucleotides long. RefSeq lists its product as uncharacterized. The record is from RefSeq and is a predicted model, not a curated record. NCBI's taxonomy places the organism in Eukaryota, Fungi, Basidiomycota, Tremellomycetes, Trichosporonales, Trichosporonaceae. Gene Ontology annotation, cellular component: nucleus; cyclin-dependent protein kinase holoenzyme complex. Gene Ontology annotation, biological process: regulation of cyclin-dependent protein serine/threonine kinase activity. Gene Ontology annotation, molecular function: cyclin-dependent protein serine/threonine kinase regulator activity; protein kinase binding.